GCGGCCGGUGCGCGCGGCGCAGAGCGGGCGGCGGGAGCGGCGGUGUUGGAGGUGUGCGGCCGAGGGGCCCUUCCCGCUCCUCGGCUCGGCUCGGCUCGGCUCGGCUCGGCUCGGCUCGGCUCGGCUCCGGCGCCCGUUGCACCGCGCUGCGUUAGCGGCGCCGCGAGAGGCAGGGGAAGUGAACCGCUGAGACCGCGCAGCUGCCCCGAGGGAGCGCUCACCAUGUCGCGGCCGCUCCCGCUGAACCCCACCUUCCUACCUCCCACCUACGGCGUGUUGAAGUCGCUGCUGGAAAACCCGCUCAAGUUGCCGCUCGCUCACGAAGACGCAUUCGGUAAAGAAAAAGACAAAGAGAAGAAGUUAGAUGAUGACAGCACCAGUACCACAGUCCCUCAGUCGGCUUUCUUGGGUCCAACAUUAUGGGACAAGACACUGCCAUAUGAUGGAGACACUUUCCAGUUGGAAUACAUGGACCUGGAAGAAUUCCUCUCGGAAAAUGGCAUUCCACCAAGCCCAAACCAGCAUGAGCAUAGCCCGCACCAGUCAGGUCUCCAGCAAGCUACCUCAGGAUCACCUUCAGUCAUGGACCUCAGCAGCAGGGCUUCUACUUCAGUCCAUCCAGGCAUGGUGUCGCAGAACUGCAUGCAGAGCCCAGUCAGACCAGGUCAGAUCUUGCCAGCAAACCGAAACACACCGAGUCCCAUUGAUCCUGAGACUAUCCAAGUUCCUGUUGGCUACGAACCUGACCCUGCAGAUCUUGCUCUUUCCAGUAUUCCUGGCCAGGAGAUGUUUGACCCUCGUAAGCGCAAGUUCUCUGAAGAAGAGCUGAAACCACAGCCAAUGAUUAAGAAAGCUCGCAAAGUCUUCAUUCCAGAUGACCUGAAGGAUGACAAAUACUGGGCAAGGCGCAGAAAGAACAACAUGGCUGCGAAGCGAUCGCGGGAUGCGCGCCGCCUGAAGGAGAACCAGAUCGCCAUCCGCGCCUCCUUCCUGGAGAAGGAGAACUCGGCUCUGCGCCAGGAGGUGGCCGACCUACGGAAAGAGCUGGGCAAGUGCAAGAACGUCCUUGCAAAGUACGAAGCUCGGCACGGGCCCCUGUAAAUCGAAAAGGAGGCAAUGGGGGGGGUUCUUUUUUCUUUUUUCUUUUUUCUUUUUUCUUUUUUCUUUCGUUGCGGGUUGGCAUUUGACUAGAUGGACAAUGUGUUUCCUGUUUGAUAGCACCACACCCAAACCAACCUUUCUGUCUUCAGCACUUUACCAGAAGCAGAAACAAAACUGACUUAACGUUACUUCUUCUUUUGUUCGCGUAUGCGUGUACCUGCGUAUGUGUGUUCACACGUCUGUACCUGUGUGUAUGUGUGCAUGUGUGUGUGCGUGUGCGUGCGCAUCUCAGCACUUCCCAUUUUUAUGAAGCCCUCUUCAAAGGGUGCCACAUUUUUACCUGGACUGUUGAGAACCGCCACAGUAAGCUUUUUAUUACAUAUGGGUUUUUUUUUUUUCAGUGCUGCUUCAAAGUAGGGUUUUUAUGUUAUUGUAACCAGUUCCAUCCUCCUGAUUGACUUGGAAAGAUUCCAGUAUAAAUUAAAAAAAAAAAAAAAAAAAAAAGGAAAAAAAAAAAAGAAAAAAGGAAAAAAAAGGAAAAAAAAAAGAAAAAAGAAAAAAAAGUAGAUCUCAGUUUUUUGGAGAGUAACGAGCUCGUGUUUGAGUAUGUCUAAUCAGAAACGUUAACAUGCUAAUAAAGUGCACAGAUAAUUUAGUACUACACUGCAGAAAUAUUAAUUUAUAGAUUGCUUUCGUUGUAUUUUCAGUUUUGGUGGUAAUUGUCUUCAGAUUUAAAAAGUGCUGUUAGACUGAGUUAGCUGUACUCAUUAUAGAGCCCAUAAUGGCUUCUCUGUAGCUCUUAAGGUUCCUUUUCUUUCCACAGACCCCAGGUAGGUAGGAGUCCUGUCGAUGGACCACAGAGUGUGUAUUUGCACUGUCUGUACCUGAAGCAAUAAUCCUAUUGUAUGCUAGCACGCAUGCUGCCCAGGUGUUCCUAGUGGACGUAGGGUGGUUUCCCUCCCCAACAGGAGUUUUUAAUGUCUUUAACAAAAAGCUAAAAGGUAAAAGCCACCUUCACGUGAGCAUGCUAAUUGUGUCCCUGCUCUAAGGAGCGCAUUUGUGAGAAGCAGGAUAAUUAGUUGAAACGAGAACAAAAUUAAUAGUAUCAAAUCAGAGCCGAUGUCGAAAUCAGAGGGGCUUUUCUGUUUUCACUUAGUUAUGCAUUUCUUCAAGUUCCAUUUUGUGAUUAAAAAUUAAGUAAAUACCCUGAUUAAUUUGGUUUUUUCCCCCAUGUUUUGUAACAUAUUUUCUGUGGAUUAUAUCUUGCUGUUUUAAAGAUCACUUUUAUUCAGUUAGAAGAAGUCACUGGUUUGCAAAGCCCAUUUUUCCUAGUGAUUGUUGUUUUGAGUGUGACAUGAACUGAUGGUUCUGAACUUUAUUGUUUUAAACUC
This is a messenger RNA of Strigops habroptila (Kakapo), 2492 nucleotides long. It is a transcript of the gene HLF, whose product is annotated as HLF transcription factor, PAR bZIP family member. Gene Ontology annotation, biological process: regulation of transcription by RNA polymerase II. The transcript has 4 exons. The record is from RefSeq and is a predicted model, not a curated record. The coding region runs from base 223 to 1101 and encodes 292 amino acids. Gene Ontology annotation, cellular component: nucleus. Gene Ontology annotation, molecular function: RNA polymerase II cis-regulatory region sequence-specific DNA binding; DNA-binding transcription factor activity, RNA polymerase II-specific. NCBI's taxonomy places the organism in Eukaryota, Metazoa, Chordata, Aves, Psittaciformes, Psittacidae.